Molecule: messenger RNA, 1848 nt
Organism: Fusarium sp. VM40
Lineage: Eukaryota; Fungi; Ascomycota; Sordariomycetes; Hypocreales; Nectriaceae
Source: the annotation of a GenBank genome assembly
AUGUCUACUAUCAGUACGUAUGGGUGGGACAUGGUCUUUGCGACCACCUACGCAAACAUCGACGCCCAGAUUGCAGCACAAUGUGGUCCCUCUCAUGAAAAUUACCUCUUUUCUUUAUCACCCAGCAUCUACGCCGACUUGCAGUUUGGGACUUGGCAGUUCGCACAGGGGGGCAAUGGCCAGACCAUCAACCUGAAGAUUCCAAUCACAACUGGCGUAUUUCACGGCGCUUCUGGUGUUCAUAACCUCGGUGGACAAAGCAUCAUCAUAGGUGUCUCUUUGAAAUGGGUUGCAGAGCCAGGUCCGAUUCAAUUCUCCAUAAGCAACAACAUCUUCAUGCUUCAAAGCGAGCUCAACGUCAGCCCCACGGCGACAAACGAUGUCAUACAGGCGUUUGCGGCUAACAAUGUGACAUUAUCACCCUCCGCAACUGUAAUGGUUGUCAUUGAUCAGUUUUCCUGGAAGAUCACAGACCUACCGCAGGGCAGGUCGUUCUAUGUCUACUCCAACACCUCGAAUACGCUGCUUCAGGUCCAACAGUACGCUAUUAACAAACUAGUGGUCAACACACAAAGCGUUACCAACCCAGUGACCGUCAUCUCAGCGGGCAGCAUCUCAGACACUACCGAUGCGUCUAAUUUCAAGGAAUUGGUCAACAAUAGCAUCAAUAUGAUCGUCAGCUCGUACCAAUUUGCGUUUGCUACCGUCUAUUCUCUACCUCAGUCGGUACAACCAGCCACGUUGACUUGGCUUCAGCCAACCAGUAGUGAAUAUGCGGUUGUGGAGCCGGUGGAUCCAGCACCCGAUAACUGCGUAUUUGCCAUCUUGUCUAUGGUGAAUAACAACGUCAAUACGAAUCCGGUAUUUCAGGUGGAUACCAGCAUUAUUCCACCAACUUGCACCAGCGGUCUGCUCAUAUCCCCGACCAUGUUUCUGAAUAAUUUGCUUGCGCCUAGCAUGUAUAAGCUCUUUAUCCAAAGCAACCAGAGCGACUUCACCGUUGAUGAGAGUACUUUAUCUAUCAAUAACACAGCCACCAUCGCUUGGGCUAAUAUCCGGAUGGAUAGUACCCAGGGUAUGGUCCUUGGUGUUAACGCGGGAGACUUUUCAAUGUCCGUGGAAAAUGACCGUAUAACAAUGUCAAUCUCGAACCAGAACUAUCCCAUAAACAUGGAUCCGCCCACAGUUGUGCAAACUGAUUUCAACUUCACUGGCCAGUUUCAGCUCUUGCUGGAACAGGGCAAAGGCAGCAAGAAGGUGCUUUGGUUUGGUGUUCCAGCGGAUCAGCCGGGCACCACUGAUGUUAGCGUGGCCAUGAACCAAAGCAAUCACGGGAAAGACAACAUGAUUUUCGGUCUUAUCAACGGCUUGUUCUGGAUCAAUAUCGAUCCUGAUGACUGCGAUUCAUUAGCCCACAAAGCGGAAAAGGCGAAAACCACCAACACUGGCAUGGUAAAGGCCGAUGCUACUGCAGCUGGGAUUCAAAGUGUCUUACAGGGUUAUCUUUCUGAUCCGCACAGUCAAGUAAAGUUUGUCGAACAAGCGAGUUCGGCGGCUGUCAAGAUGUUUUUUGGUGCUCCGGUUGACAUAGGAGAGGCUAGAAUAUGGGCAUCCGUCGCCAAGUUUUGCGCAAAUUUAUUACUUUUGACAUCCCCUCUUGGUGGAGGACAAGAAUAUGUUCUAUCUGCGCUACAAGCUGCAGCAAAGAGUGGGUGGGAAGACUUCCCGCCAUUCAACAACUUUGCUAAUACGGCUACUUCUGGAUUCUCAUUUGGCGGGUUAAGCGAGUUCAAGCUUGAAGUCGUGAAUCUAGCAGCAUCAUUCCAAAUAGGGUUCACUUCAGCUUAG